Molecule: messenger RNA, 633 nt
Organism: Eimeria tenella
Lineage: Eukaryota; Apicomplexa; Conoidasida; Eucoccidiorida; Eimeriidae
Exons: 4
Coding region: 1-633 (210 amino acids)
Source: RefSeq, a predicted model, not a curated record
AUGCUUUCCAAAAGGGUCCUUGUUGCUGCAGCAGCCGUUGCAGGCUGCUGCGCCCUGUUGGCCCUGCCCCCGCGGGCAGCAGCACAAGAAGCUGCUGCUGCAGAGGAGGGCUCCCCGCGGGGCUUUUACCCGUUUCUGGUGGUGCCGCUGAUGAGCAGCAGCAGCAGCAGCAGCAGCAGCAGCACCCCCACCACCACCGCGAACGCGCGGCUGCUGCUGUGGCAGGAACAGGUGAAGGCGCAGCAGCAAAGCAGCAAAGAAAAGCUGCAAGCUUCUUAUGAAGACUUGGUGUCUCUUUGGAAAGAAGCAGCAGAAGCAGCAAAACGGCGCUCGAGGAGGCAGCAAGAAGUUUCCAAAAUGAACCAGCAAGACAUGCAAGACACCUGGGCAGCUUUCUCCCGCUGGCUGCAGCAGCUCCUCGCCCCGCAGCAGCCCAGCAGCAGCAGCAGCAGCAGCAGCAGCAGCGCCCCGCUGCAGCAAGUCCUCAUGCAGGCCCAGCUCGCCCCAGCAGCAGAUUCCCAGACUGUCGUUGUGAGCAGCAGCAGCAGCAAGAGCAGCAGCAGCAAGAGCAGCAGCAGCAGCAGGACGCAGCUGAGGAGACGCCCGCUGUUGCCCCCCGUGAGGAGCUGGUGA